AUGUACGCCAACCAAACGCCGAGCCAGAAAUGCCUGGAGAGGGUCAAGCGUGACCUCGCCGAAUUUCACGCAGACCCGCCGCCGGGCGUCUUCAUGGCGCCCGAGGAGGACAACAUGGCGACAGUCCACGCCGUCGUUAUGGGCGCCGAAGGGACGUCGUACCAGGGCGGCUUCUUCCACCUGCUCAUGAAGUGCACGAACGAUUAUCCAAUGUCGCCACCGAAAGUUCGCUUCAUGACGACCGACGGCUGGCGCGUGACGUUCAGCCCACACAUCACUGCGAGCGGCCACAUCUGCCUGAGCCUGCUGGGCACCAUGAUCGGCGGGCAGCCAUGGACCCCCGCGCACAACCUGUCAACGGUGGCCGUGUCCAUCCAGUCGAUGUUGGACGACAAUAUCAACUGCGUCGACGCGGCUUUCGAGCACGUUCUAUUCGGCUUCUGGGGUUCGGGCUGCUGGAAGAGCAUACGGUACGAUACCCUCCGGGUGGCUGUGUGUGGUACGAUCGAAUCGUGCCUCGAAAACAGCUGCCCUUUCCCAGCUGUUCUGCGAGACCAGCUGCUCGCCAAGUUCACCGAAGACUUCGCGAAAUACGAGACGGCGGCCAAAGAGGAGUUGGCCAACAACCAGGGCGGGAUUCUCGCUUGGUUGGGCGCAGAGAACAAGUACCAGGCGCUGUUGACAAGGUUGCAAAAGCUGAAAGAGAGGGUCGACGAGCGUAACGAGGCAAACAAUGUCGCCGCCGCCUCUUGA
Molecule: messenger RNA, 753 nt
Organism: Rhipicephalus sanguineus (brown dog tick)
Lineage: Eukaryota; Metazoa; Arthropoda; Arachnida; Ixodida; Ixodidae
Product: ubiquitin-conjugating enzyme E2 Z
Exons: 1
Coding region: 1-753 (250 amino acids)
Source: RefSeq, a predicted model, not a curated record